AUGGGAAAGUCUUGUGAUGUAAACCUCAGUGGCAACAGGAACGGCAACAGCAGUAGCAACAGCAACAGCAGCAGCGACAGCAGCAGCAACAGCAAAGUUACCAAGGGCAGCAGCAACAACAACUGCAGCACAGGAUGCCCAACAAGCGAUGCUGCACUGCCAGCGGCAACCACCCGUGGUCCAUCCGAGGAAGAAGGAGCAGCGGCAAGUACUGCUGCUGCCCACCGAAAUGCCGCUGCAGCUGCGACAGCGACAACAACUACGGCAAGUCCAGCAGAGACACAACACAAGGAGCAACAGCAGCAGCCGCAGAAGCUUUCGGGUGCAGUCCCGCCUUCUUGCGUACACGGAAUAAUGCCACGCGAUGGUGUAUCAAAUGGUUCAGUGGGCCCGCCGGGCGCUCAUGACAGGCCGGACGAUGACGCCGCGCCUGGGUCCCAGUCUGCUGCUGCUGCUGCUGCAGCUAGCAGCAAAAGCAGCAGCAGCAGCAGCAGCGUUUUGGGCUCUCUGUUUGCUAUGCGCCUGCCUCACUCGGAUGGACCUGCGGCUGCAGAAAUGGAGGCAGCGUUACUGUCAUCUGACGGGGGUCCUGCAACCUCUGAAGGCGUAAUAUGUUCUUCUUUGGCAAAAGCAGAAACAGAGGCAGAAGCAACACCGGAACCAUCACCUCCGCUAAGAAGUUCGGGGUCAACUUCCCAGCGUGCCAGCCGGCAAGUUGGCUUCGCCAGACUCAGGACCUUCGACAAAAUUAAUGAGGCCUUGCGGUUGUCCGAGACAGAAGAGAAGGAGCUUCUGGCCAUAGCGCAGCAGCAGCAGAAAUUGUUACCCGGCAUGCAGCGUGGCCGUUGGCUACAGGCCUGGGUGGAGCCCUUUGCUGCUGGUCCUGCCCAGCAGGAUGGAACAGCGGCAGCAGCGGCAGCUGUGUUGCCUCUGUCUGUUCCGGGAGGGCUCUACACUCUAGGAGUUUCUGCUUCGCGCCCCGCCUUCCGUCCUUCUGCUGCUGCUGUUCCUGUUGCUGCUGCUGCAGCAUCUUCAUCGCAGGAGCGCCUCACCGCAGCAGCAACAACAGAAGCUGCAGCCACAGCUGCAGCUGCCGCUGCAGAUCCUGCAACCGUUUCAACAGGAGCUGUUGAAGUGGUGGAGGUUGUAGCUGAGGCCUACAAAAGGGUGGCGGAGUCAUCUGUCCCCUCAAGGCGCAUUAGAAUCCCUACGGGCGCAUUUAGGCCGCGGGGAGACCUGCAGAAAGGCCAGAAACCCGUUUGUCUUCGCUUUGCUUCUGCUGCGGUCACUGCUAUUCGUAGUGCACCAGCAGCCAAAGACCGCCGGCGGCAACAACAGCAGCAGCAUGUGACGGCAACGGCAACAGCAGUAGCAGGAGAAGAGGAGCCAACAGAGCUGCAGCAAAAAAAGACCAGUUUGCUUCAAUUUCUCUGCCUCCUGGAGCAACAGAUAUUUCUUUGGUGCAGUAGCACUUCUCUCGAACACUACUCCUUAGCCUGCGACCCUGCGGCCCUCCAGGCGGCUGCUGCUGCUGCUGGUCGUAGCAGAAGCGCAGCAGUAUCGGCAGCAUCUGAUGGACAUGUGCCCUUUUGGGAAUACAUGCUGGAAAUUAAGCCGCCCGAAAUGCCUCUGGAAGAAUUUGUAGUCUGGUGCCAGAGGCCUGUUGGCAUGCCAGUUGAAGAUUAUCUGCAGUGGGCCUGCAUCAUACUCCCAUCUUUCCCCUUCCAUUGA
This is a messenger RNA of Eimeria tenella, 1731 nucleotides long. RefSeq lists its product as uncharacterized. The coding region runs from base 1 to 1731 and encodes 576 amino acids. NCBI's taxonomy places the organism in Eukaryota, Apicomplexa, Conoidasida, Eucoccidiorida, Eimeriidae. The transcript is spliced from 5 exons. The record is from RefSeq and is a predicted model, not a curated record.